UUCUUUACAAUGAGCUGUUCCUACGAAGACAGCUGAACCGUUCAAAGAUUGUGAAAUAUCCUAAUGUGACUGAAAUAUAUGAUGCUGUCAAACCAUGAUACCAAUGGUUCCUCUUUUAUGUUUUGAUGAGAAGUAACUAUUAAAGCUGUGCUGAUUCCGUCCACAUUAACAGAAAGGGAUCUCGGCUUGGACAUGAUACUAUCAUUGAUGGCAUGCUGAAAGAUGGGCUAUGGGAUGUUUACAAUGAUUUUGGAAUGGGAGUAUGUGCAGAGUUAUGCGCUGAUAAAUAUACCAUUACAAGAGAAGAGCAGGAUGCUUAUGCUAUUCAAAGCUUUCAUCGUGGAAUUGCUGCACAAAGAAGUGGUGCCUUUGCAUGGGAAAUAGUUCCAGUUACUUUAUCUGGGGGAAGGGGGAAAGCAGCUACAAUUGUUGAUAGAGAUGAAAGUUUAGGAAAGUUUGAUGCUGAGAAACUAAGGAAGCUUCGACCAAGUUUCAAGGAGAAAGGAGGUUCUGUUACAGCUGGCAAUGCUUCUAUCAUAAGUGAUGGGGCAGCUGCAUUUGUGUUAGUGAGUGGUAAAAAAGCACUUGAACAUGCGACCACACAGUGGAAGGCCAAUGUUGUGGCCGAUACUUUGAGUAGGAAAUCAGUUAACAAUGUAGCAUGUAUAGCCAUUCGGGGAUGA
This is a messenger RNA of Camellia sinensis, 683 nucleotides long. The record is from RefSeq and is a predicted model, not a curated record. NCBI's taxonomy places the organism in Eukaryota, Viridiplantae, Streptophyta, Magnoliopsida, Ericales, Theaceae.